GGGGGUACAUGGUGUUUAUUUUGUUUUUUCCCCCGUUUGUUUCCCUACCACCUUCCACGCUUUUCUCCCCACUACCUCCCACCUUACCUAGUGGUUACACCACAGACACCAUAAGGAACGAGCUGUUCCCUUGGAGAAGGCCAAUGACGUCUGGACACUCCCUGAAAAUCAACACACUUGUGGCAUGUCUGCUUCCCCUUAUAUGUCCCUUACCUCCCUUGCCACCUCGCAGCAAAUGGGCCAUUGAGGCCAAGAAAGAGCAUCUGGGCCGGGAGCCUGUAUCUGAAGUGUGCUUCUGUUCUCCCUCUGCCCUCACAGCCCUGUUGAGCCCCCUCCAGGCGCCCGCGCUCGCUGUCAGGUAUGCAUCAAAGAAGACAGGUGGAAGCUCCAAAAACCUUGGUGGAAAGUCACCCGGCAAACACUUUGGCAUCAAGAAAAUGGAAGGGCACUACGUUCAUGCUGGCAACAUCCUGGGGACUCAGCGCAAGUUCCGUUGGCACCCGGGAGCCCACGUGGGGCUGGGGAAGAGGAAGUGCCUGUAUGCCCUAGAAGAUGGGAUAGUCCACUACACGAAGGACGUCUAUGUGCCCAGCCCCAACAACGCAGAAGCCAUGGAUCUGGUCACCAGGCUGCCCAAGGGUGCUGUGCUCUAUAAGACUUUUGUCCACGUGCUUCCCACCAAGCCUGAGGGUACCUUCAAGCUGGUAGCUAUGCUCUGAGCUCCUGGUUGAGGAUGCUGGACAGAGACAGGAUCCCAGGUGCCCAGAGAGGGCAGUAUCAGAAGCAGUGUGGAUGAUGGCGAGGCCUCCCAUGGAGGCAGUCUGCUUGGUGGUGACUCUGCAGGACGUGCAGCUGGAACCCCCUUUGGGAGACAUAAGCUGGGCCAAAAAUAAAAGUAGUUGGAGUUAUAAGUCUGUGCUGUUCCGGCACACCUGGACAGAC
Echinops telfairi (small Madagascar hedgehog) is the source of this 942-nucleotide messenger RNA. RefSeq names its product mitochondrial ribosomal protein L27 (gene MRPL27). The transcript has 3 exons. Gene Ontology annotation, cellular component: ribosome; mitochondrial large ribosomal subunit. Gene Ontology annotation, molecular function: structural constituent of ribosome. Bases 9 to 719 code for a protein of 236 amino acids. The record is from RefSeq and is a predicted model, not a curated record. Gene Ontology annotation, biological process: translation. NCBI's taxonomy places the organism in Eukaryota, Metazoa, Chordata, Mammalia, Afrosoricida, Tenrecidae.